AUGGAAAUCAUGGCCGUAAAUAUGCUGACUGCUUCCCCUGCUACGGCUACGCUGCCACCCUCGCCAUGUUUUGAGGACCCUGGCCUGCCACUCGGAAGUUUGGACAAUGAAGACUAUGUGUUUGUGGAGCCUCGUCACCCCAACAAGGUGCUGGAAGGACUGAACAGCCUACGGCUUAACAACGCCUUCUGCGAUGUCACUCUCUGUUGUGGAGGACAGGAGUUUCCAUGUCAUCGCAUCGUGCUGGCCUCCUUCAGCUCUUACUUUCAGGCCAUGUUUUCCACUGACCUGAUGGAGUCACGGCAAGAGCGCGUGGCCAUCAAUGGUGUGGAGCCGCAGAUGAUUGGCAUGCUGGUCAGCUAUGCCUAUACGGCGGAGGUAGUGAUCUCCAAGGCCAACGUGCAGGCCCUGCUGGCUGCUGCCAACCUUCUGGACGUGAGGGCUGUGCGUGAGGCCUGCUGCAGGUUUAUGGAACGCCAGAUGGAUGAAAUCAACUGUGUGGGCAUUCACUGCUUCGCUGAGGCUCACUCAUGUAAGGAGCUGGAGCGCCGCAGUAUGGAAUACAUCCAGCAGCAUUUUAGCACUGUCUGCCAGCAGGAGGAAUUCCUCUCCCUGUGUGCCGAUAAACUCACUGAAAUUAUCUCCAGUGAUCACCUCAACGUGCCAAAGGAGGAGACUGUAUUUGAAGCUGCCAUGCUCUGGUUGGAGAAAAGUGCCUCCCGCAGGCAAAGCUUUGAAAAGGUGCUUGAACACAUCCGACUGCCGUUCAUAAGCCCCUAUUACAUUCAUGAUGUAAUCGAGUCUCUGGAUGUGGUGAAGGAGUCUCUGAAGUGCCAAAAACUGAUCUCUGAAGCCAAGGACUACCUUCUGCUCCAGGACCGCAGAGGAGAACUCUACAGCCCUCGCGCUCGGCCUCGUAGGGCCACAGGCACAGCUGAAGUAAUAGUGACGGUAGGAGGGGAGGAUGAUAAGGUCGUGCUGCGGAGUGUGGAGAGCUUUGACCCUUUAACCAGUCAAUGGAAAAGCCUGGCCUGCCUUCCCUUUGCUGUGAGUAAGCACGGCUUAGUGGUGUCAGGCUGCAUGCUGUAUCUGGCUGGAGGAGAAUUCCCAGAUGGCUCAGCCAGCAGAGAGAUGUGGCGCUAUGACCCCUGCUUUGAUUCUUGGUUAGAGAUGGCCCCCAUGAAUGUGGCAAGAUCAGAAUUAGGUCUGGUGAUGCUGGAUGGAUAUGUCUUUGCGGUAGGAGGCUGGGAGGGUCGCUCUCGUCUGGACUCAGUCGAGUGUUACAAUCCUCACACUAACACCUGGCAGUUUCUGGAGUCUGUCAAAAUGGCUGUCACCAGUCCUGCUGUCGUUGCACUGGAUGGUUUACUUUAUGUCACAGGAGGCGCUGUUUUGGAAGAUGGGGACGGAACUGACCUAGCACAAGUCUACAACCCUAAAACUCAUGUGUGGACAGAAGUUGCCUCCAUGCAGAUUGCCCGCUCCGGCUCCGCAGCCUGCACCCUGAAGGGCAAGAUCUAUGUAAUAGGUGGCUGGCAUGCAUCCACCGAAAACACAGACAAAGUGGAAUGCUAUGACCCGAAGAGCAACAAGUGGACUAUGUGUGCUCCGAUGAAGGAACGGCGCUAUAGGCCUGGGGUGGCAGUUGUGGACGGGAAGAUCUAUGUGUUGGGAGGAGAAGAGGGCUGGGACAGGUACCAUGACACCAUUGAGCGGUACUGUGAAGAGACUGACGCCUGGGAAAUUGUGGGUGAGAUGCCAACCAGUCGGAGCUGGUUGAGUUGUGUGUCACUACAGCUGAGGAAAGACACGCAUGCUGCCAGUCACCCUGGUGCUGCAUCUGAGACGGAGUUCCCUGUGGACUGAGGGAAUCAAGGUACCUGGUGCAUUUAAGCCUCAUGCUCUGUGUGCCUACCACACCCAGCAAACACUGCAUCUGCGUGUGCAAGAGAAGGCCAGGAGGGCUGCUCUUGAAGUGCUCGUGCCGAAUGUAGUUUUCAGUUUGCCGCUUGGCUGUGGAAAAAGGACCCACUGACAGGUCUUAAGAAACUAGUUGUGUGGUAAUCUGUCCUUUGGGUCCAUUCCACAACCAUGGAUGGAUAGAAGUCAGUGGUCAUGUGUAAGAGUGUAUGUUUACCCACAGUGUCAUGUACAUCACCCACCUGAAUCUGUGAAAAAAGGUAUACAGGGUUCCUACAUGUGUUAGCUAUGAGCACCAUGAUUGUGGAAUACUGAUGUGGUUUUGCCCUUAUCAGUUGCAGUUGUGAAGUAUUUUUGUACCCCUAUUUGAAUGGUGGUUUUUGUAUUUAUUAGGAUAUGUUAGACAUUUUAUGGAAGUAUGUUAUCUAGUUGAUUAUAUAGGAACCAUUCCCAAUUAAUACUAACUUUAAUUUUACAGCAUUUCAACUUAAGUGACAUCAAUUUGACACAAACACUUUCACAUAUAGGUAUAUAUUAUAUACAGCUGUACACUUGAUGUCAGCCACUGAACUUGUGAAUUGACUUUCUAAUCAGCAGUACUUUCUCAAAUUACCUGAUAAAUUUCUUAAUUUUCCAUUACGAUUCAAGAUUGCUACGAGUAAUCGAACAUAGCCUACACAUUCAGAAUGGUAUUAUGUCUUCAAAAUUUGUCAGUGAUGUAUUUUGAGUAGUAUGUGUUAAUAAAAAAGUAUUCAGGGUUAA
Molecule: messenger RNA, 2682 nt
Organism: Pygocentrus nattereri (red-bellied piranha)
Lineage: Eukaryota; Metazoa; Chordata; Actinopteri; Characiformes; Serrasalmidae
Product: kelch-like protein 20
Exons: 10
Coding region: 1-1866 (621 amino acids)
Molecular function (GO): protein binding
Source: RefSeq, a predicted model, not a curated record